AUGGAAAAAAUGAACGGUUAUCAAAACAACAAACAAACCAAAACCAAUCUUCCAAAUGUUCUUGUAAUAGGUCCUCCAAAAACCAUAGGACCCCUCAAACCCAACCAACCUCAAAACUACAACUUAUCAAAACCAUGGGAUCCCAACUCACAACCACUAGAACACUUCAUGGUUGAAAACAAAUAUGAUCCAUCAAUGUUUCAAGCCCUCAUUUGUUAUCCAUUAGGUCCUCCCAUCAAUGACACUUUUCUUCAAAAUUUUCCUUGUUUGAAGCUUGUUGUCACCACGAGCAGUGGAACAGAUCACAUAGACCUUGGUGUUUGCAAAUGUCGAGGUAUUCGAGUUGCCAAUGUAGGUAGUGUGUACUCAGAGGAUGUUGCUGAUGUGGCUGUGGCUUUGCUCAUUGGAGUUGUGAGCAAAAUUUGUGCAGCAGAUAGAUUUGUUAGAACAACCAUGCGGUUUAACUUUCCAUAUUGUUCUAAUUCUAAGCUAAGGGGAAAGCGAGUUGGAAUUGUUGGAUUAGGAAGCAUUGGCAUGGAAGUAGCUAAAAGGUUAGAAGCUUUUGGAUGCAUUAUUUUGUACCAUUCCAGGAAGAAAAAGCCCUUUGUUACAUACCAAUUUUAUUCAAACAUGUUUGAACUUGCAACUGCUAGUGAUGCAUUGGUUCUAUGUUGUUCACUAAAUGAACAAACAAGGCAUAUUGUUAACAAAGAAGUGAUGUUAGCAUUGGGAAACAAAGGUGUUAUAGUGAAUGUUGGAAGAGGGUCCUUAAUUGAUGAACAAGAGUUGGUGAAAUGUUUGAUGGAAGGACACAUUGGUGGUGCUGGUUUGGAUGUGUUUGAGAAUGAGCCUAAUGUUCCUCAACAACUUUUAGCAUUGGACAAUGUGGUUCUGUCACCUCAUAAUGCUGCUUUUACUAUUGAAACUUUCAUGGCUGCAACUCAAAUUGUUGAAGAGAAUCUAGAAGCCUUUUUCACCAAUAAGUCCUUAGUCACACAAGUUCAUUUGAAUUGA
Lathyrus sativus (Indian pea) is the source of this 1014-nucleotide messenger RNA. The record is from the annotation of a GenBank genome assembly. NCBI's taxonomy places the organism in Eukaryota, Viridiplantae, Streptophyta, Magnoliopsida, Fabales, Fabaceae.